Molecule: messenger RNA, 1398 nt
Organism: Colletotrichum abscissum
Lineage: Eukaryota; Fungi; Ascomycota; Sordariomycetes; Glomerellales; Glomerellaceae
Exons: 6
Coding region: 1-1398 (465 amino acids)
Biological process (GO): positive regulation of transcription by RNA polymerase II
Cellular component (GO): nucleus
Molecular function (GO): zinc ion binding; transcription cis-regulatory region binding; DNA-binding transcription factor activity, RNA polymerase II-specific
Source: RefSeq, a predicted model, not a curated record
AUGAGAACAAGAACUAGUAUCGCCCACAGACCGAUCUUCGUGCUGACAAGUGCCACCAGCAACACCUGCCGCGUCCGCAAGGUCAAAUGCGACGAGGCCCUGCCAGCGUGCCAACGUUGCCGCAAGGCUCAGCGAUACUGUGACCGCACCACCCCGCUCCCACAACUCAAAAAGAGCCAGCAGGAUACAGAAGAGCCCGACUCCGCUGACGAACCGCAAACUCCUUUCCCAUCACCAUCCAACCCCCGCAAAGCCCUCCAGAACCCGUCCAUAGCACGCUACUUUUUCCACUACAUCGCCGACAUCGCACCGUGGUACGACCUCAGCGAUGCGUUCCCUACCUUUGGCACAAGCCUUCCCGAGGCCGCCCUCGAUAGCCCGCUGCCCUUCGCCGCCAUCUUGGCACUGUCCGCGGUCCACACAAGCAGAACGACUGUACCGUCCGCCAGGGCGGCGGCGGAGUUCUACCACGGGCACUGCAUUCGUUUGCUGAUUAACAUGGCAGCGGAGGUGUACGACAAUGAUGAGCGAACGCAGGGGCUUGCGCUAGCUUCUGUUUGUCUCUUGCGGUCGUAUGAGAUUUUGAGUGAAGAGGUAGACCCAAACAGGCACCUCCAGGGAGCAUCUUCACUGGCAGCCUAUCAUACCCCUCAAACUGACGCCUUUAGGUCUAGCCUUCGAGCAGCAGGCUUCUGGAACUAUCUUCGUGAGGACAUCACCUUUAGCUUAUUCCGCAGAUGCCCGCUCAAGAUAGACCUUGCUCAGGUGCCCCUAGCCCUACCGGCGUCUGAUUCAAGAACCGAUCAGGACUACCUUAGUGCCGUUACUCUCAUUCUAGGCCGCAUCAUCAAUACAUGCUUCAAAGGCUCGGGUUCUGUCACGGAGGAGUCGUGGUCUAGCCUUUCUCAUCUGUUACGUGAAUGGCGUAAAAGUCUACCGUCACAGUUUGAACCCUUUUCCACGGUUGAACGCGGUCUGGGCCUCGCCUUGCCAUCCAUUUGGCUGCUCAGAGAUCAUCAUGCGGCGGCCCUUCACUACCAGCUUGUCGCCACUACGAUACUCUGUAUCCAUGCAAGCCCGCAACAAUUAUCAAGUCUUCAAAACACACUAGACGGCCGAGACGGCCGUCAAGACACAAAAGACGAUAUCCUCGAGCACCUCGCCCUCGAUGUCUGCGGCGUGACCUUCACCGCCAACACGCCCUCGGUUCAAGUCAAUGCCUUUGGCCCCAUUGCAUUCUGCGCACGAUUCAUCAGAAGAGAAGCCUCGCGACAGGAGCUGAUCCGCCGCCUCUUGGCGUGUAAGCGAACAAUCGGCUGGCCCGUCCAGAGACUCGUCUCGGAGCUGGAGACGGAGUGGAGGAAUCCGCCGCCGCCGGAACAAGCAGACAACGAAUGA